GAGCUCCCCGCGGCCCCGCGGCACCCUCUGGCAGACUCCGCGGCGGCGACGGCUCGGGUGGACCGGGCACCGCGCGCAGGCUCGGAGCUAGACCUCGCUGCAGCCCCCUUCGCCUCCGGUAGUCGCACUCGUCGAGUCUGUCCGCUGGCCGGUCAGUGCGCUCUUCCUCCUCCACCCUCUCGGGUCCCCUCAGCACACUACGCGCCCUGAUGGCGGAGCUGCGGCCUAGCGGCGCCCCCGGCCCCACCGCGCCCCCGGCCCCCGGCCCUACUGGCACUCCAGCCUUUGCCUCACUCUUCCCCCCGGGUCUGCACGCUAUCUACGGAGAGUGCCGCCGCCUUUACCCUGACCAACCGAACCCGCUCCAGGUUACCGCUAUCGUCAAGUACUGGUUGGGAGGCCCAGACCCCUUGGACUAUGUUAGCAUGUACAGGAACGUGGGGAGCCCUUCUGCCAACAUCCCUGAGCACUGGCACUAUAUCAGCUUUGGCCUGAGCGAUCUCUAUGGUGACAACAGAGUACACGAGUUUACAGGAACAGAUGGACCCAGUGGUUUUGGGUUUGAAUUGACAUUUCGUCUGAAGAGAGAAACUGGAGAGUCUGCACCACCAACAUGGCCUGCGGAGCUGAUGCAGGGCCUGGCCCGAUAUGUGUUCCAGUCAGAGAACACCUUCUGCAGCGGAGACCAUGUGUCUUGGCACAGCCCUUUGGAUAAUAGUGAGUCAAGAAUUCAGCACAUGCUGCUGACAGAGGACCCACAGAUGCAGCCUGUGCAGACACCCUUUGGGGUAGUUACCUUCCUCCAGAUUGUUGGUGUCUGCACUGAGGAGCUACACUCAGCCCAGCAGUGGAAUGGGCAGGGCAUCCUGGAGCUGCUGCGGACAGUGCCUGUCGCUGGUGGCCCCUGGCUGAUAACUGACAUGCGGAGGGGAGAGACCAUAUUUGAGAUCGAUCCACACCUGCAACAGGAGAGAGUUGACAAAGGCAUCGAAACAGACGGCUCCAACCUGAGUGGUGUCAGUGCCAAGUGUGCCUGGGACGACUUGAGCCGGCCUCCCGAGGAUGAUGAGGACAGCCGAAGUAUCUGCAUCGGCACACAGCCCAGGCGGCUGUCUGGCAAAGACACAGAACAAAUCCGGGAGACGCUGAGGAGAGGACUGGAGAUCAAUAGCAAACCCAUCCUUCCACCAAUCAACCCUCUGCGGCAGAACGGCCUCACCCAUGACAGAGCUCCGAGCCGCAAAGAUAGCCUGGAAAGUGACAACUCCACGGCCAUCAUUCCCCAUGAGUUGAUCCGCACACGGCAGCUUGAAAGUGUACACCUGAAAUUCAACCAGGAGUCAGGAGCCCUCAUUCCUCUCUGCUUGAGGGGCAGGCUCCUGCACGGACGGCACUUUACAUAUAAAAGUAUCACAGGUGAUAUGGCCAUCACAUUUGUCUCCACGGGAGUAGAAGGUGCCUUUGCCACUGAGGAACAUCCUUAUGCAGCUCAUGGACCCUGGUUACAAAUACUGUUGACAGAAGAGUUUGUUGAGCAAAUGCUGGAGGACUUAGAAGAUCUGACUUCUCCAGAGGAAUUCAAACUCCCCAAAGAAUACAGCUGGCCUGAAAAGAAGCUCAAAGUCUCCAUCCUCCCGGACAUGGUGUUCGACAGCCCACUGCACUAGCCCGAGCGGGGCCCUGUGAGGGCCAAAGGGAGCCCAGCUGCUCCCCGAAUGACUUCCAGUGUAGCUGUGUAAAUGCCAUUCCCACCAAUUAAAAGACAGGCGUGAGGAUGAUUGCACAGGCACUGUACACACAGCUCAGUGGAAUGCUGUGCAGGACAACCAUGGGUCCCACCUCACUUCCAGCUCAAGAGCUGCACCCCCAAGCUGGCCGGACCCAUGUGACCAGGCCCUCAUCGCAGGGGCCAGUGAGCAGGCACAUGCCAACUCUCCCACCUGCUGCCACCACAGGUUCUGGCUUGCGAUUUGACUCUGGACUCACAAUGCACUCAUGGACGGGCACAGGCCUCGUCCUCCUGUGCCCUGGUUCAGAAUACACCAGGGCGCCCUGUCCAGCUCAGCCCUGGCAAGCCUUUACUUGUUGGGGUGUUCCAGCCCCAGAACAAUUCUUCUGAUUAUGUUUGGUUUCCUUUUUCCUUAUUUUAUUUUGUAGAAACCGGAUGAUAUUUUAUAGCUCAGCAAAGAUGUUCACAGGUCAUGUAUAUAGUGUUUUUUAAACAGAACUUUAUUCCCAGAUGAACUUUAGCAUUCCUCAGACAAGGGCCCAGGGCUCUGCCUCCAGAGAAGGUGCCCUGUGCUUCCUGCGAGCACUAGGCCUAGAGGAGCUGGCUUCAUACAAGGGCUUUUCUUAGCUGAGCCUGGAGCAAGAGAAGAGAAAGAGAGACACUCUCCAGCCUAGAACCUGGUUUUGUGAGAGACCAGGUGGUUUUCCAAGUGAUCUAGGCCCCAGAAGGUUGAGGGGACUUCAGGGACUAAGGGUUUAUUGGUUCCAGCCUUGUUUUCCAUUUUUCUACCCAAUCAAGAUGAGAGCAUAAGGCCCACUGCCUCAUUCACCAUCCCUGCUUCCCACUAAGAGCCUGUGGUCUUCAGCAUUUUAACCCCCCUGUCCCUUUCCUUGACCCCUGGGCUUCCCAGUUUCUAGACUGGCUUAUUAAAAUGAAAAGUCAACCUCUCAACUUCUCUUUCACUUGGAUUCUGCUGACACUGCUCUUGCUACCCUCCAUCUUCCUGCAUCC
This is a messenger RNA of Perognathus longimembris pacificus (Pacific pocket mouse), 2740 nucleotides long. RefSeq names its product SUFU negative regulator of hedgehog signaling (gene Sufu). Gene Ontology annotation, cellular component: cytoplasm; nucleus. The coding region runs from base 210 to 1667 and encodes 485 amino acids. The record is from RefSeq and is a predicted model, not a curated record. Gene Ontology annotation, molecular function: transcription factor binding. Lineage: Eukaryota; Metazoa; Chordata; Mammalia; Rodentia; Heteromyidae. The transcript has 12 exons.